Molecule: messenger RNA, 1400 nt
Organism: Misgurnus anguillicaudatus (oriental weatherfish)
Lineage: Eukaryota; Metazoa; Chordata; Actinopteri; Cypriniformes; Cobitidae
Source: RefSeq, a predicted model, not a curated record
CUCACGCAUAAAAACUUGUGACGUUAAAAAACAAGUGUGCAUUCUUGUAAGACAAAGCUUGUGAAGUGACAGACAAUGUUUUACAUCAGCAUAUUAAUGCAGCUGUCUGUGUCAGCUGCUGUGUCUUUGUGGUCAGUUUCAUACAGUCCUAAAUCCAUAUGUGCAUUUGAAAACUCAUCUGUGGAUUUCAGCUGCACCUUUGAUUUUCCAUAUGGUCAAACGCUUGUAGUAUCAAAAUGGUUUAAGCCGAGAAAAGAUCAAAAACAAGACGGAUCACAGGAGGGAAUGUUUGUCUAUCACACCGAUGCUGCAGAGAUCCAUGAACAUUACAGGAACAGAACGACGUAUGCAAACCAAGACAAAAACUGCAGCUUAAAGUUACACAAUGUCUCCAGAAAAGACAUCGGAAAAUACUAUUUUCGUUUUGAAAUCCAACAUUGGUGGGGGAAAUACACCGGACAAGGUGGCAUUGAUCUCAGUAUAGCAGUUCUGCCUUUUAGAGUAACAGUGAAUACACGAAAGACAAACAGAGAAAUUCAUGAAGGAGACUCUGUGACGCUGACAUGCAAUACAGAAAACUGCACCCCAACACAAGAGGCGUUCAUUUGGUUUAAAAAUGGACUUCUGCUACCACAUGCAACUAAACAAACGCUACGAUUCUCAUCCGUCUCUCGUGAAGAUUUUGGCAACUACUCCUGCGGUCUGAAGAACAGCGACACAACUUCAACAACUGAAACAUUGCUUGAUGUCAGAUACAGACCACAGAACGUUCAAAUCAUCAUCUUCCCGUCUAAAGAAAUUGAGGAAGGAGACUCAUUGACUCUUAACUGUAAGAGCAAUGCCAACCCUGCAGUGACAAACUACACCUGGUUUAAGAUCAGCGAUACAAACACCUCUUAUAUAGGAUAUGGUAGUAAAUACUCCCUCAAAACUGUGAGUCAGAAAGAUGCUGGACGAUACCUCUGUGUUGCCAUGAAUGAUGUGGGUUCUCAAAACUCUACAGUCAUUGAACUGAAAGUUAAAGCAAAUAGUGAUCUCCAUUUUUUACAUUUUUGUUUGGCAUUGCCGUGACGCUGAUCAACUUCUGUCUCAUGAAAAGCAUGCUGUGAAGAACAAAGUCAUUGAUGUAUAUGAUUGGGUUUGAUAUUCGCUCUAGUGGUCCUGCACAUGUUCCUGCUAUUACAGUAAAAAGCAAUAAAGACAUCUGUAAUGUGAAAAAAAGUAUUCUUGCUGUGUUUACAGCUGGUAUUUACAUAAACAGUUUGUUAUAAAAGCCUCUCUAAACAAAAGUGAUUCUCAUUUUGUGAGUUGUGAACCAAAAAUGUCUUGCAGUGAAAAUGUGCAAAUAAUUCAAAAUAAUAAGAACUGCCUGAAAAUGAUAUAAAGCCUCAUCCAGGUAC